Messenger RNA from Plutella xylostella (diamondback moth), 807 nucleotides. RefSeq names its product mpv17-like protein 2. Gene Ontology annotation, cellular component: mitochondrion; cytoplasm; membrane. Gene Ontology annotation, biological process: mitochondrial ribosome assembly. The record is from RefSeq and is a predicted model, not a curated record. NCBI's taxonomy places the organism in Eukaryota, Metazoa, Arthropoda, Insecta, Lepidoptera, Plutellidae.
UUAGAUAUUAAAUUAUUAUGACCUCUAAAAGAUUUAUGUUAAAAUUAUAUGAUAAAUUCACCCAUGCCACUCAGCAAGCAUUCAGUCGCAAAUAUCUGCUUUACACGAACUUGUUUCUAUCCACUUCUAUCUCGGUGGUGGGAGACUCGCUGGAGCAGCAGUAUGAGCUGCACCAGGGAGACAUUGAAGCUUUUGAUGGCAAAAGAACAGCCCAUAUGGGAUUCUCUGGCUUCACAGCGGGCAUCAUUUGCCACAACUGGUAUAUUUACUUAGACAAAAUCAUUACUGGCAGGACCUUUGGCAUGCUGAUGAAGAAACUAUUGUUAGACCAAUUUAUUUGUUCACCGGUUGUGAUAUUGUCCUUCUUUGCAACUGUGGCCAUAUUUGAAGAAAGCCCUUGGAAAAACUUUAAUGAUGAAGUCAAAGACAAGUUCUUGACACUGUAUGUAGCUGAGUGGACAGUGUGGCCCCCAGCACAGUUGAUAAACUUCUAUUUCUUACCUACAAAGUUCAGAGUUAUUUAUGACAACACUAUAUCUCUUGGGUAUGAUAUUUACACAUCCAGAGUGAAACACAGCAGUCGGUAUAAUGAAGCCAUAUCAGCCAUUAAAGAACAUGAACAUGGGGACCACAUAAAUAAGUCUGAAACCAAAGAGUAAAGAAAAUUACAUGCUUUAAUUUUAAUAAGACUUCAUUGUGAAACCUAAAUAAUUGUGUAUGGAAAGGCUGUGAUUUAUUUUUUAUUGCUUGUAAUCAAUAAAGUAACUUAUUCCAUGACACUGAUUGUUUGAUUGUAGCUAGAAGAAG